AUGUCUGCCGAAGGCCCCGAAUCCAUCCCCACCUCCGCCGACCCUCGCUCCAAGCGCCCGACCAAGAAACGCGCCCUCACCCCCGGCUCCGCCCAAGCCGCCUCCCUCGACGCCCUCUUCGCCAAACCCGACCAGGAGAUCCGCGUCCCUCCGCCAGCGUCUUCCCUCGAAGGGGGCAGACGGCGGCCCCCGCCCCCAGAGAUUGUUAGCAACGUCCAGGGCUCCAGCGCCGGUGCCGGCUCCGGCGAGUUCCACGUCUACAAGGCGGCCCGAAGGCGAGAGUAUGAGCGGCUGAGGGAGAUGGACGAGGAGGUCAAGAGGGAGCGCGACCAGGUCGAUUUCGAAAAGGGCAAGACGGAGAAGGAUCGCAAGGACGAGGAGAGGACGAGGAAGAACCGCGAGAAGAGGGACAAGGCGAAAGCUCGAAAGGCGAAGAAGGGCAAGGGAGGCGGGGGGAAUGACGAUAACGCAAAGGAUACCGAUGGCAACGGCAGCAAGACAUCAGCGGUGGCUACACCAAAUGGAGGUUCUCAGGAAAACGAAAAAUUGAGCAAGGAUGAAAACGGAACCGAGAGAAAUGGUACUGAGAAACCAGCCUCAGAACCUGUUGGACUUGUCAUCCACGACGAUGACUAA
Molecule: messenger RNA, 636 nt
Organism: Trichoderma atroviride IMI 206040
Lineage: Eukaryota; Fungi; Ascomycota; Sordariomycetes; Hypocreales; Hypocreaceae
Biological process (GO): negative regulation of protein kinase activity
Cellular component (GO): nucleolus
Molecular function (GO): protein kinase inhibitor activity; double-stranded RNA binding; protein kinase binding
Source: RefSeq, a predicted model, not a curated record